AUGUACCUCAUCAGACAACAACUCAUCGCAGAACUCAAUACACAUGUGGAAAGAUUAACUGCAGAUCUUACAACACGACAUAUCACAUUUGUUGUCGAGGGACAGAAAAUCAUGGUAAUGAUGAAUACCAUGAUUGAAACUAUUAAAGAAAUUACAGCCAAUUAUGAAUCUCUUCGUGAUCAGUUGGACCAAAUAACUGAGACAGGUUCUGUGACCCCAUUAAGAUCCGAAGAAUUUGCUGGUCCAUCUUUACCUAUCUCAAGCCAAUUAUCUUUUUCUGAUAUUACCUCAACAACCAAAAAUCACUUUAAAAUUAUUUUUGAUAAGAUUAUGACAGACAAUAAUUAUUCUUUCGACAAUAUGUGUAAUACAAUGUCUGUUGAGAUUCAUGGUCUUGGGAUGGGAAAGAUUAGUAAGGAAACUAUAAAAAAUUUUUAUUAUAAUAAUGGUGAUUUUAGAGGUAGUACUUUAAAUAAAAUAGGUGCUUGGAUAGAUAGUAAAAAUAAUUUUAACUUAGCAGAUAAUACGGAGUAG
Cetraspora pellucida is the source of this 534-nucleotide messenger RNA. Lineage: Eukaryota; Fungi; Glomeromycota; Glomeromycetes; Diversisporales; Gigasporaceae. The record is from the annotation of a GenBank genome assembly.